Messenger RNA from Juglans microcarpa x Juglans regia, 1693 nucleotides. Its product is annotated as alcohol dehydrogenase. NCBI's taxonomy places the organism in Eukaryota, Viridiplantae, Streptophyta, Magnoliopsida, Fagales, Juglandaceae. The coding region runs from base 100 to 1437 and encodes 445 amino acids. Gene Ontology annotation, molecular function: oxidoreductase activity. The record is from RefSeq and is a predicted model, not a curated record. The transcript is spliced from 8 exons.
CAGUGGGCCCUCGAGAAGCGACCAUUAUGCACAUAUCCAAAUCAGCCUUCGCCGUUAUCUCUAUCAGUCAAUCAAAUCUUUCAUUGUGAGCAAAACCAGAUGGCCUACCCUCGUAUGAUUCGCAGAGCCAUCGCCGAGACCCACUACUUGAGAUCUUCCUGGUGCUUCGGCAACAGAUUCUCGACUCACCAUGCCAUCUCUAACGUAAACGACAACAACAACGAGAAAAAGAUCAUCGAUAAUGGUUGGGGUGGUCUUGGUUCGUUUCGUCGUUAUUCUAACUCCAGCUCACUGGGGGGAGUCGGACUGCCUUCGUACAUGCGCGCAGCUGUGUUUUGGGAACCCAAUAAGCCCCUUACAAUCGAAGAAUUCCGCAUGCCUCGUCCCAAGGCGGGCGAAGUUCUCAUCAAGACCAAGGCCUGUGGAGUCUGCCACUCUGAUCUCCAUGUUAUGAAAGGCGAACUUCCGUUUGCUAGUCCUUGUGUCGUGGGGCAUGAGAUAACUGGUGAAGUUGUUGAACAUGGGCCUCUUACUGACAGAAAAAUAGUUGAAAGAUAUCCACUUGGAUCCCGUGUUGUGGGAGCUUUCAUCAUGCCUUGUGGUAAUUGUUUCUUCUGUUCAAAGGGCCAUGACGAUUUAUGUGAGGACUUUUUUGCGUAUAACCGAGCCAAAGGGACCCUUUAUGAUGGUGAAACUCGGCUGUUCCUCCGCAGUGGUGAAAAACCUGUGUUCAUGUAUAGUAUGGGAGGCCUUGCUGAGUAUUGUGUUGUCCCAGCACAUGCGCUGUCUAUUUUGCCGGACUCGUUGCCAUACACAGAGUCUGCAAUUUUAGGAUGUGCAGUUUUUACCGCCUAUGGUGCCAUGGCCCAUGCAGCUGAGGUGCGUCCUGGGGAUUCUGUUGCUGUGAUUGGAAUUGGGGGUGUUGGUUCAAGUUGCUUGCAGAUAGCUAGAGCCUUUGGUGCUUCUGAUAUUAUUGCUGUGGAUGUUCAGGAUGAAAAACUUCAGAAGGCCAAGGAGUUUGGUGCCACUCACACAGUAAAUGCAAUUCAGGAAGAUGCCAUUGAAAAGAUAAGAGAAAUUACUGGGCGAAUGGGUGUGGAUAUUGCUGUGGAAGCCUUGGGAAAACCACAGACAUUUUUUCAGUGUUUCAAUAGUGUGAGAGAUGGAGGAAAAGCUGUUAUGAUUGGACUUACACCAGCUGGUGCUGUAGGGGAGGUGGAUAUAAACCGUCUUGUUCGUAGAAAGAUUCAAGUCAUUGGCUCCUAUGGAGCAAGGGCAAGGCAAGAUCUUCCCAAGUUGGUUAGACUGGCAGAAAGUGGCAUCUUCAAUCUCUCCAAGGCAGUUUCUAGAAAAUACACCUUUGAGGAGGCAGGCCAAGCCUUCCAUGAUCUCAACCAGGGAAACAUUGUCAGUCGAGCUGUGGUUGAGGUAAUGUAAUUCUUGGUCAAGCGAGAACACAGUUGUUGAUGACAAAGUCCCACCUCUAGUACUAGGCACCUGCCCUGCAUUUUUAAUAAUAUCUAUGGGAUAGAUGUUGAUCAUGUUGUCAAUCUUGAUUUGUAUCCUGGUCCGCUUUCUGAGCAGGGUGUAGUUGUGGAUAGCUAAUAGCUGGCUGUGGUUACAAGUUUGUGAUUUCUUUUCCCUGUAAUGUGACUUGGAAGUCUUUUUUAAAAGAUGCAGUGAAUUUUGUGUA